AUGGCUCAUGGCCAUAUGAUUCCAACCCUGGAGAUGGCCAAGCUUUUCUCUUCCAGGGGUGUGCAGACAACUGUAAUUGCCACUUCUGGAUUUGUAACACCAGUAGAAAAUGCUAGGAAAUCGGGAUACAAUAUUGGGAUUCAUGUAAUGAAAUUUCCACCAGAGAACUCUGAAUUGCCUGAUGGAAUCACGAGUCUUGAUCAAAUAAAAUCAGAUGAUAUGAUUAUCAAUUUCACAAAAGCCUUGGAGUUGCUCCAGGAACCUUUGGAAAAACUCCUGGAAGAAUAUCAUCCAGAUUGUCUUGUUGCAGAUAUGUUCUUUCCAUGGGCUACUGAUGCUGCAGCCAAGUUUGACAUCCCAAGACUGGUUUUCCAUGGAACAAGUUUUCUAUCUUUGUGUGUUUCAGAACACAUGAGGAUUUUCAACCCCUACAAGAAUGUAUCAUCUGAUUCUGAGGGGUUCGUCUUGCCAAAUCUCCCCCAUCCUCUCAAGUUUAAAAAGACACAGAUUCCUAAUUUUGGUGAUGCAGGAAUUGAAAAUUAUUUCACAAAGUUGUUAACCAAAAUGAAAGAAUCAGAGACCAGAAGCUAUGGAGUUAUUGUUAACAGCUUCUACGAGCUGGAACCUGAUUAUGCCGAUCAUUUUAGGAAAGUUCUGAAAAGAAAUGCAUGGCAUAUAGGCCCUCUUUUUUCAUGCAAUAAGGGAAGAGAAGAUGAUAAAGCACAGAGAGGAAAAGAAUCUGCCAUUGAUAAACACGAAUGCUUGGAAUGGCUCAAUUCCAAGGAACCAAAUUCUGUAGUUUACAUCUGUUUUGGAAGUAUGGCAACCUUUACUUCAAAACAAUUACAUGAAAUUGCAAAGGGCGUUGAAAUCUCAGGCCAGAAAUUCAUUUGGGUUGUUCGGAAAGGAAAAGGCGAAGAUCAAAGUGAAAACUGGCUGCCUGAAGGAUUCGAGGAAAGAACAAAAGAUAAAGGACUGAUCAUAAGAGGGUGGGCACCCCAACUUUUGAUUCUUGAAAACAAAGCAAUAGGGGCUUUUGUAACCCAUUGUGGAUGGAAUUCGACGCUUGAAGGGGUGUGUUCAGGGGUGCCUAUGGUGACAUGGCCAGUCUUUGCAGAGCAGUUUUACAAUGAGAAAUUGGUGACAGAAGUUUUGAGAAUUGGAGUUUCUGUAGGAAGUAAGCAAUGGAAGAGAGCGGCUAGUGAAGGCGUAGAAAGGGAAGCCAUAGCGUUGGGGAUUCGGCAAAUCAUGGAAGGUGAAGAAGGUGCAGAAAUGAGAAGACGAGCUCAAGAAUAUAAAGAGAAGGCAAGAAUAGCUGUUGGAGAAGAUGGAUCUUCUUACACUAAUUUGAGUGCUUUGCUUCAAGAACUAAAUGCGUAUCGUGAUAGUGCCAGAGCUUAA
This is a messenger RNA of Fraxinus pennsylvanica, 1401 nucleotides long. NCBI's taxonomy places the organism in Eukaryota, Viridiplantae, Streptophyta, Magnoliopsida, Lamiales, Oleaceae. The record is from the annotation of a GenBank genome assembly.